Messenger RNA from Monopterus albus (swamp eel), 1304 nucleotides. It is a transcript of the gene hoxd4a, whose product is annotated as homeobox D4a. Gene Ontology annotation, cellular component: nucleus; nucleoplasm. Gene Ontology annotation, biological process: anterior/posterior pattern specification; embryonic skeletal system morphogenesis; positive regulation of transcription by RNA polymerase II. The transcript is spliced from 2 exons. Gene Ontology annotation, molecular function: RNA polymerase II cis-regulatory region sequence-specific DNA binding; DNA-binding transcription factor activity, RNA polymerase II-specific. Lineage: Eukaryota; Metazoa; Chordata; Actinopteri; Synbranchiformes; Synbranchidae. The record is from RefSeq and is a predicted model, not a curated record. The coding region runs from base 31 to 738 and encodes 235 amino acids.
AAAAAUUUUAUUUUCUACCUUCAGAAAUUAAUGGCCAUGAGUUCGUAUAUGGUGAACUCUAAGUAUGUGGAUCCCAAAUUUCCUCCCUGCGAGGAAUAUUCACAAAAUAACUAUAUACCUGAGCAGGGCUCGGACUACUACAGUCCAUCGCAGGACACAGACUUUCAGCAUCCAGGGAUCUACCCACAGUCAAACUACACGGAGCAGCCCUUCAGCUGCAACACUGUGCAGGACUCCACAGUGCAGCCACGGGGUCAUGUGCACGACAGACCCAGCCACCCGAGCCCUUUUAGCGCACAGACUGAGCAGGGGCCCCCGGUCCAAGCGGCCGGAGCCCGGACUUUUGGACAGCAGCAAAACACAAAGAGCCAAAAUGGGAUACAAGCCAAGCAGCCUGCAGUAGUUUACCCCUGGAUGAAGAAAGUCCACGUAACUACUGUGAACCCGGAUUACACGGGAUCUGAGCCCAAACGGUCCAGAACAGCUUACACCCGGCAGCAGGUUUUGGAGCUCGAAAAGGAGUUUCAUUUUAACAGGUAUCUGACCAGGCGGCGGCGGAUUGAGAUUGCGCACACCCUUUGUCUCUCCGAAAGGCAGAUCAAAAUUUGGUUUCAAAACAGACGGAUGAAAUGGAAGAAAGAUCACAAACUCCCCAACACCAAGGGCAGAUCUGCACCAGCCUCCAGCCAUCUGCAGAGCAGUCAGAAGGACAACCAGACUGAUAUCACAGCAUUAUAAGAGGAAGGUGUCACAUCUUCAGAAAUUAACUGUAAAUAAAGGACAAAGGUUGCAUCUGACUGUUGCAUGGACUAAUGUCGUUUUUAGCCACUUUUUUAUUUAAAGAAUACGACCCCCAGCAGUGUUGACUCGAGACUGAGUCGUAAAAUCAAUCAGUCUUUAUAACUGAGAGGUUUCCCUUCCUUGUUAAUUUCUUCAAAGAGACACGAAACAUCGAAACAAACUUUUUCCCACUCUCUCUUUUGUGUGUGUGUGUAUGUGUGUGUGUGUGUGUGUGUGUGUGUUUGAGUGUGCGAGUUUGUUUUGUUUUUGUUUUUUUUAUUCCGGGACGUUUCACCCCUGAGGACAUUUAUUAAGCAACCUCGGCUGCUUUCGUGGAUCUUAAACAGGAUUUUAAACUCUUCUCAUGUGGAUUCACGUUGGUUUAAAGAUAGAAAUAUCUUUAUCCAGAACAGGAAAGUCCCUCGUUCAAAUUACACACACUCACACAAAGGUUACUUCAGUUUUUUGUCCCAUUUAACUUCCCAUUAAACGCACAAUACGCAUAAAAAUACUUGAAGGAAACA